This is a messenger RNA of Trichosporon asahii var. asahii CBS 2479, 597 nucleotides long. RefSeq lists its product as uncharacterized. The transcript has 3 exons. The coding region runs from base 1 to 597 and encodes 198 amino acids. The record is from RefSeq and is a predicted model, not a curated record. Lineage: Eukaryota; Fungi; Basidiomycota; Tremellomycetes; Trichosporonales; Trichosporonaceae.
AUGUCCUCCUCCCACGACCCCGUCAUCGACCCCAGCCUACGCGACCUACCCCCGCCAACGAGGGGAAUGAAACGCAAAGCCGCUGCCGCCGCCAAGGCGUCCCCCGCGCCCUCUGCGGGCGGGAGAGUGACGCGCCGCUCGGCCAAAGAGCAGCCUGCUCCCCUUCAACCACCCGAGCCGGCGCGCGGAGAGGAGGAGAACCUCAUCGGGUACGGACGGAAUAGGGAGGCAUCGACUACGAAACGCUCGAGACGAAGGUCACCGGAUCACCAGGCCGAGUGGUCGCACUCGGGUCCACUCGGGGGGAUUGAGAACCUCGCGGCGGCGGCCGCUUACCAGUCCAACCCGCCCUCAACGACGCCUCCCUCGACGACGGCGCCGCCGACAACGUACCCUUAUCCGUUCGGCCUCACGCCAUACCGGUAUCCGUGUCUGACGCCCCAUUUGCCGCAACCGCCCCCUGGAGAUCCUGCGAACCCUCACUUCCGCGCGUUCGAUCCCGCUGAGGCGGAGGCGUUCCAUCAGAGCCUCGUGCAGAACAACCACGCGUACAGCACGCUGGCGUCGUAUCUCGACGACGAAAAGGAGAAGGCGUAG